Salvelinus fontinalis (brook trout) is the source of this 893-nucleotide messenger RNA. RefSeq lists its product as uncharacterized. The record is from RefSeq and is a predicted model, not a curated record. The coding region runs from base 41 to 886 and encodes 281 amino acids. Lineage: Eukaryota; Metazoa; Chordata; Actinopteri; Salmoniformes; Salmonidae. The transcript has 4 exons.
UUGAAACAUAUAGGUAUUACAGAUUUACUUCAGGGUUGCCAUGGGGCGUUGGUGGUGCUGGCUACUGGCCAGUCACUCCACUCUCAUCCUCCUCUCUAACUCCAGGGUUGCCAUGGGGCGUUGGUGGUGCUGGCUACUGGCCACUCACUCCAAUCUCAUCCUCCUCUCUAACUCCAGGGUUGCCAUGGGGCGUUGGUGGUGCUGGCUACUGGUAACCUUGCUAUGGGUUUCCACGAUAACAAACCCAUGCCUUGGCCAGAGUGGUGACAGUGGCGACUGGGGCUCGGGCUUCGAUGUCUCCAUGACGACCCUCUGCACCAACAAGAACACGUCCUCCUCCCAGGAGCCAGGAGAUUACCCUGCGGGGUCAGAAACAGAGACAAGAGGAUCCUGGGUAAAAAUACUUCCACCUAAGCCAGUGUUCCACUACAAGCCAGAGCCAGAUGAGUGCUCUGUCCACUUCAGCACCAGUCAGGUUUCCGCCAGGCGCCUCAAGGCCCAGAGAGAAGAGUUGGCCUACCUGAAGGCUAUACAGCAUGGGAACCAGGCGGUGGUGGAGAACCUAGUCCAGUACAUAGGAGCAGAGCUGGGGGAGGAGCAGCGCUAUGAGGACGUCAUCGAGGAAAACAUAGCGGGCAUCAGGGAGGAGCACCAGAGCUGUAACGGUGUGGUCCAGAAGGUGAUGGAGGAUCUGGAGGGACAGCUGGAAGGAGAUGUACUGGAGGCUCUGACUGAGAUACUGAAAAUCAAAGAGGAGUCCCUGGCGUUCGAGGGCCUCUUCCAGGCAGCAGCGGACAUCGCCAUGAGGCUGGAUGCCUUGUCUCAGACCCUCCACGCCUCCUUCACCAAACAGCUCAAAGACUCUCUCAAAACUUUACAUCGCUAAAGAGACU